This is a messenger RNA of Jaculus jaculus (lesser Egyptian jerboa), 6846 nucleotides long. It is a transcript of the gene Mapkbp1, whose product is annotated as mitogen-activated protein kinase binding protein 1. Lineage: Eukaryota; Metazoa; Chordata; Mammalia; Rodentia; Dipodidae. The record is from RefSeq and is a predicted model, not a curated record. The transcript is spliced from 30 exons. Gene Ontology annotation, molecular function: protein binding. The coding region runs from base 419 to 4924 and encodes 1501 amino acids.
CGGCCCGGCGGACCUCCCGGUGGCCUCGGUGGCCUGUUCCCUGAGCACCGCGGUUGCCAUGCAAACACUCGGGCACUGACCGGCGCCAGUCCACUCUACUGGAGCCCAUCCAGCUGAACGCCUCCGGCAGGCGUGGGCCUGCCGUUUCUUCACUCUAAGGGUCUCCCUGCCCGGGCACGGGUCUGCCCUCCCUCCCCGCGUUGUCAGAAGCCACGCGGGGCUUGAAGGUGAGGACCAGGAGGGGUUUCAUCGAGUAAGCCGCAGCCUGGGAUAGACACCCACUGUGAUGCUAAGGAAGCCUCUGCCAUCGCAGGCCAGUAAAAGGGCCUGUCGGACGGCCGUGUGGAGUAGCAAGGCAGGUCCACUGUGAGACAAGUCCCAAAGUUGGGCCAAGGACUGCCCCUAAGGGUGCUUCAUCAUGAUGGCUGUGGAUGGGUCAACCAUUACCAGCCGGAUCAAGAACUUGCUGCGGUCCCCAUCCAUCAAAUUACGCAGAAGUAAGACUGGAAACCGGCGAGAGGACCUCCGCUCCAAGGUGACCUUGGAGAAGGUACUGGGAAUAACAGUAUCUGGAGGCAGAGGACUUGCCUGUGAUCCCCGGUCAGGUUUAGUUGCCUAUCCAGCUGGGUGUGUGGUUGUACUGUUCAACCCCAGGAAACAUAAACAACACCACAUCCUCAACAGUUCCAGGAAAACUAUUACUGCCCUUGCCUUCUCCCCUGAUGGAAAGUACUUGGUUACUGGAGAGAGUGGGCACAUGCCUGCUGUGCGGAUUUGGGAUGUGGCUGAACGUAGCCAGGUAGCAGAGCUGCAAGAGCAUAAGUAUGGAGUGGCUUGUGUGGCCUUCUCACCUAGUGCCAAGUACAUCGUCUCUGUGGGCUACCAGCAUGAUAUGAUUGUCAACGUGUGGGCCUGGAAGAAAAACAUUGUGGUGGCCUCCAACAAGGUGUCGAGUCGAGUGACGGCAGUGUCUUUCUCUGAAGACUGCAGCUACUUCGUUACAGCAGGUCACCGACACAUCAAGUUCUGGUACCUUGAUGACAGUAAAACUACAAAGGUAAACACCACUGUGCCCCUGCUGGGCCGCUCAGGGCUGCUGGGGGAGCUGCGGAACAACCUGUUCACUGAUGUGGCCUGUGGCCGAGGGAAAAAGGCCGACAGUACAUUCUGCAUCACAUCCUCAGGGCUGCUAUGCGAGUUCAGUGAUCGCAGGCUUCUGGACAAAUGGGUGGAACUAAGAACUACAGUAGCUCACUGCAUCUCUGUGAGCCAAGACUACAUCUUCUGUGGCUGUGCUGAUGGCACUGUGCGCCUUUUCAACCCCUCGAACCUGCAUUUCCUCAGCACCCUGCCCAGACCCCAUGCAUUAGGAACAGACAUUGCCAGCAUCACUGAGGCCAGUCGCCUCUUCUCUGGAGGGGCCAAUGCCAGGUAUCCAGACACCAUUGCCCUGACCUUUGAUCCAACUAAUCAGUGGCUAUCUUGUGUAUACAACGACCACAGCAUCUAUGUUUGGGAUGUGAGGGACCCCAAGAAAGUGGGCAAGGUGUACUCAGCUCUUUAUCAUUCCUCCUGUGUCUGGAGUGUGGAGGUCUACCCUGAGGUGAAAGACAGUAACCAGGCCUGCCUGCCUCCAAGUUCUUUUAUUACCUGUUCUUCAGACAACACCAUCCGCCUGUGGAACACAGAGAGCUCUGGGGUACAUGGCUCUACCCUGCACCGAAACAUCCUUAGCAAUGAUCUCAUUAAGAUCAUCUAUGUGGAUGGGAAUACACAGUCCCUUCUGGACACUGAGUUACCUGGAGGAGACAAAGCUGAUGCGUCCCUAAUGGAUCCCCGCGUGGGCAUCCGCUCUGUGUGUAUCAGCCCCAAUGGACAGCAUCUUGCCUCAGGAGACCGUAUGGGCACACUUAGGGUGCAUGAACUGCAGUCUCUGAGUGAGAUGCUGAAGGUAGAGGCUCAUGACUCUGAGAUCCUGUGCCUGGAGUACUCCAAGCCAAACACAGGACUGAAGCUGCUGGCAUCAGCAAGUCGAGACCGGCUGAUCCAUGUGCUCGAUGCUGGGCGGGAAUAUAGCCUGCAGCAGACACUGGAUGAGCACUCAUCCUCCAUCACUGCUGUCAAGUUUGCAGCCAGUGAUGGGCAAGUGCGCAUGAUCAGCUGUGGAGCAGACAAAAGUAUCUACUUCCGCACUGCACAGAAGUCCGGAGACGGAGUACAGUUUACACGCACACACCACGUGGUACGGAAGACAACCCUCUAUGACAUGGAUGUGGAACCCAGCUGGAAGUACACAGCCAUUGGCUGUCAAGAUCGAAAUAUUCGGAUCUUUAAUAUUAGCAGUGGAAAGCAGAAAAAGCUGUUCAAAGGAUCACAGGGUGAGGACGGCACUCUCAUCAAGGUGCAAACAGACCCUUCAGGGAUCUACAUUGCCACCAGCUGUUCCGAUAAGAAUCUCUCCAUUUUUGACUUCUCCUCAGGCGAAUGCGUAGCUACAAUGUUUGGUCACUCAGAAAUUGUUACUGGCAUGAAAUUUAGUAAUGAUUGCAAGCAUCUCAUCUCUGUGUCGGGGGACAGCUGUAUAUUUGUAUGGCGCCUAAGCUCUGAGAUGACCAUCAGCAUGAGGCAGCGUCUGGCUGAGUUGCGCCAGCGUCAGCGAGGAAGCAAGCAGCAGGGACCGUCCUCUCCCCAAAGGGCUUCUGGACCGAAGCGGCACCAGGCCCCAGUGGUGCCUUCUACUGGACCAGCUCUUUCAUCAGACAGUGACAAGGAGGGAGAAGAUGAGGGUACUGAAGAAGAAGAACUGCCAGCUCUGCCCAUCCUUGCCAAGACUACCAAGAAAGAGCCAGCCUCAGCCCCGAGCCCAGCCCUGCUGCGAAGCCUGUCCCACUGGGAGAUGAGUCGGGCACAAGAGACCAUGGAGUUCCUGGGCCCAGCUCCUGUAGCCAACUCAGGACCUAGAAGAAGGGGGCGCUGGGCUCAGCCAGGCAUGGAGCUAAGUGUUCACUCCAUGCUGGACCUGCGACAGCUGGACACCCUGGCCCCGAGCCCUCAGGGCCCCAGUCAGGACUCACUGGCUGGGGCUCUGUGUGGUCCUGGAAAGUAUGGUCCACAGCCCCCUGAACUCUCACUUGCUAGCCAGAAUGAAAAGCUCCCUCGGCUCCAGACUUCCCAGCCAUUUUCCUGCCCCCAUAUUAUUCGAUUGUUGUCACAAGAGGAAGGAGUCUUUGCUCAAGAUCUGGAGCCUGCACCCACUGAAGAUGGUAUUGUCUACCCGGAGCCCAGUGACAGCCCCACCAUGGAUACCAGUGCGUUCCAGGUGCAGGCUCCAACCAGAGGAUCCCUGAGAAGAGUGUACCCAGGCAGCAGAGGCUCAGAAAAGCACAGUCCUGACAGUGCGUGUUCUGUGGAUUACAGCAGCCGCCUUUCCAGCCCUGAGCACCCCAAUGAAGACUCAGAAAGCACGGAGCCUCUAAGUGUGGAUGGCAUCUCUUCAGACCUUGAAGAGCCAGCUGAGGGUGAUGAAGAAGAGGAGGAAGAGGAGGGAAGCACUGGCCUCUAUGGGCUACAGGAAGGCAGCCCCUGUACCCCAGACCAGGAGCAGUUUCUAAAACAGCACUUUGAGACCCUGGCCAAUGGGGCUGCUCAAGGGGGUCCAGCACAGGUCCCUGAGAGGACAGAGUCUCGGAGUAUCUCAUCACGAUACCUCUUGCAAGUGAACACCCCUGCACUCAGGGAACCAUACCCAGCCUCCUCAAGCUUGGCCCUGAUGUUGAGACCUGUCCAGGUGCCACAGGUGUCUGGUGAGCAGCCAAGAGGCAGUGGUGUCAACCCCCCGGGAGCUCCGCCAGAAGUGGAGCACUCCCUUGGAAAUCCCAGCCCCCAGCAGGCAGCUCCUGUGCUGUUGCCACGCCGACGUAACAACUCAGACAGCAGCUGGGCCCCCAAGAGAGUGGCCACAGCCAGCCCCUUAGGUGGACUCCAGAAAGCCCAAUCUGUGCACAGUCUAGUGCUACAGGAUGAACUGCCUUCAUCAGGCCCAUUGCCCUCCCGGGAGAUGGAGGUCCAGGGUGGCCAGAGCUCCCUGCCACAGGCUGAUGGCCAUUUAUCUCGGCAUCACUCCUACCAGAACUCUACCACCAGUUCUGUGACCAAGCUAGCUCACAGCUUCUCAGUUGGGGAGAGUCCAGAACUGGUGACUGAACCUCAAGCUCCUACACCUGUCCGAAUCUCACCUUUCAGCAAGUUGGCUCUGCCCAGCCGGUCUCACCUUGUCCUGGACAUCCCCAAACCAUUGCCUGACCGUCCUACCCUGGCCACGUUUUCACCUAAAACCAAGGGCCAGGCCCCCAGUGAUUCAGAACAGCCUGGUUCCCCAGCAGGCCUAGGAAAACCUCACACUGCAUCUGAGAAGCUGGCCUGUUUUGGGGAGGGUACCACUUCCAAACCUAGGACAGAAUGCUGUGCUCAUCUUGGGCCCAACAACCCCUGUGUCCAUCAGCUUCCAUUCAGCAGUCUCCUCCAAGGACCUGAGAGUUUGCAGUCCCUAUCCCUUGAGAAGACUCCCAACCCCAUGGAAUGCGCCAGGCCAGGGGCAGCCCUGAGCCAGGACUCAGAAUUGGCCUUGAGCCUGGAACAGUGUGAACAGCUUGUGGCAGAGCUUCAAGGGAAUGUACGCCAGGCUGUGCAGCUCUAUCAUUUGGUGGCUGGCUGUAAGACGCCCUCAAUGGAGCAAAGUCACAUCGCUCAGCUCCUGAGAGACACCUUCUCUUCAGUUCGGCAGGAGUUAGAAGCCCUACCUGGGACUGUGUUGACUCCCCCAGGCGGGAGCCCUGUGGGAGCUGAGCAAACUCAGGCCCUGCUCGAGCAAUACUCAGAGCUGUUGCUUCGAGCCGUGGAGCGGCGCAUGGAACGCAGACUCUGAAUUUCGGAAGCCUGUCCCAAGAGAAUGCUCCCCCAUUCUAAACUGCAUCCCCUUCUCCACUCACCAAAACCUAUGAGGAUGCUUGGAGUGGAGAGCAGGGUCAGUGCUCAGAAGCCAAACAGCUUUCCUAGAUGCUCCUCAUGGAGCCCCCUGUAUUUAUUAAUUUAUUUCCCUAUUCCUUGGAACUCCUGCCUCUAAAACCCCUCCAGUGGCUCAUGGCAGGGGUAGGUCUUGGGUCUUUGUCAUCUUGGUGCUGUGAGGGGUAGGAGGGCAGCCUGCCUCAUCUAGGGGACAUUGAGAAAGGCUACCUUCUCUUAGAAGCCAUUUGAAGUUACUUCAGGGAUCCGCUUCCUGGACUGGAGCAUUCACAGGGUACUCUAGGGGGUAGAGGUGAGGUGAUGUGGUAUUUAGUGCCCUUCAGUGAACUGUGGGCCUUCACCUCUACUUCCCUCCCCUUCCCACACCAGCUGCACUCUGGUAGCUGUCAGAGAAGGGGUGUUUUUUCCCCAAUUCCUGGAAGACCAGAAAGGCAGAGCUGCUUGGCUCUCUAGGGUAUUCCCCACAAUCAAAAGACUUGAGUUGCUUUUAGGACCUGAGCUGCCACAUUCCAAUCCCAUUUUCUCCCCAAAAGGAGAACAUUAUCUAACCCUAAACACCCCUUUUCCUCCUGGCCAGCCCUUGUAGAACCAGCUGGGGGCUGUUGCUGCAGGACAGUAAAGCCCUCUGCUGGGCAAACCCAAAGCCCUGGCCUCCUUUCCUCCUCCCCAUAAGCUUCCCUUUUCUGCAGCCCUCCACCCCCACCCCACAGCCCCAGGGGCCACCACUUUCCCCCUGCAGCCUGAACUGUGCCGAUCAGAUAACCGGUUCUGGAAUGUCCCUCAUGGUUUACCGGCCUUCCACCCACCUUCUAAGGACCUUGACUAGAGAUGAGAUCACACACAGUCCAGUGUUCACAGCUAGAAUACUUAACUGACUGGGAUGUGCCUGGUGCCCUCUCACGUUUUGCCUCAGCCUCACAACCCUGGCUUAUGUAGAACUUACACCAAGAAGCACAAAAAAGAAUAGAACACGGUAAACUCCCUGGACUCUGGAAUCUUGGUGUACACAACUUAGUGAAUAUAAAAUGGUUCAGAGGACACCUGGCUUAGUUAGGAAAAGGCAGUGCCAAGACUGCUCUAGAGGUGGUGGGGAGGGAAGCUCAAGGGCCAAAAGAGACACUGAAAAAAUGAUAGGUGGGAAAGGUAAGUGUCAGAGGCAGGGAGAUAGAUUAGAAUUAAAGGGUAGUUAGGGGAGAAGGGAAGAAGGCAUAGUAGGCUGUGGUACAGUAGGAACUGUAAGGCAGUUGCAAAGUUGAAGAUAUGUGUCUCUAGACUCUGUUGCUUCCCUCUGUCCCAGGUGAGACUGGGCACCUCAGGCUACAAAAAUAGCCUGCAGAAGUGGCUGUCAGGCUACAUGCUGUCCAGGUACCCUUGCCCGCUAACACCAUGUACUCCCACGCCACCUGCACAGCCAAGUUGAAAUUGAAAUUCUAGAAGAACGCCAGGAGCUAGAUGGUGGCGCCCUGGCAGCCCAUGAGAGGGUCAUUGGUCCACUCCAGCCGUACCAGCACCCUGCCGCAGUCCGCUGCAUAGAGGGCGCUACAUCCCCAAUAAGGGUGGAAAAGUAGCCGCCCACUCCUCACCCCCUGCCCAGUAUGGGUGGGGGGUCUUGUGGCUGGGCCGCGCCCAGCCCCCUUCUGCAUGUCUGAAGCCACCGGCAGCUGCCGCUCCCAUCCUAGUUUUGAAAGCCCCUUAUUUAUAACUUUUAUAUAUCUUGUCGUGGCGCCUGUCUCCUCCCCGGCUGUACGGGGCGGGGCUGUUUUUAACUUGUCCGUUUGUACUGAUGUAAGAACUCGUCAAUAAACAAUCAUUUGCUAACCCGGA